CUGAUGGUUUAUUUUCAAUCUGCGUGCAAUCAAGUGAUAUUGCCCAAGACCGCACGAGAGAGCGGGUUCGGCAAGGCUGCAGGGGAGCGCGACGAGUUUAAUUGGCGUCAUCUCGCUCACGGGCAGCCGGCCAAUGAGGCAGCACGUGCCCCUGACAGGGAAGCGGCGGCUAGCCUGCACGAAGCCCGAAGGAAUUGGCCCUGCCCGCUGCGUGUGCUGUGGCCCUGAGUGGUGCGCUGCCGUCACUGUGGUGUAGUCGGUAGCAGUCGAUCGAAUCGUCGUGCCUGCCCUACCCUACCUUUGUCGCCGCCCUGCUCUUUCCCUUCCUCACCUCGCUCUGGUCUCGACUACCUCUCUCUCCACCUUUCCUCCUCCUCCUCCUCCUCCUCCUCCUCACCACCACCACCGCUACCAGCACAUCCCCCGCGAUCUGGCUGCUGUCUGCCCUUCCUUCAUCAGACGCAGUCCUCGCCCACAUUCAUUACACCUAAUCCCGCUCUUUAUACCCUGAUGUAUAGUGCCUAUUAGUCCGCUUGCCUGUACCGCCUUGUUUGUGCUGCCCAUCCAUAUACAUAUACACACACAACAAGCGCGUCGAACCACAUUCCGCAACCACGCAGACAAGCCUCCCUUUCUUGCGCCACUCUGUAUAUACCCGGAAACUUUGCGCCAUCCAGCCCUAAUAUCAUUAUUAUAAUUCACCACCAUGGUCCACCCGCACCCCUUCGGCCAUUCGCACUUGGUCCGUCGCCAGCGCCAUCGCCAGCAAGAGGAGAAUGAAGACGACGAGAAUGUCGUCGUCGUUGUGACAACUUUGAAGAACACCUUCACCGGCGACGUCGUCUUUGUUACCCAGACCCCAGUGUCCUUGAUCCCUCCCAUGACGCAGCCCGAUUCCGAGCCCACUGUUACCUCGCCGCCCCGGAGACCCGCCAGCAGCAGCAGCAAGGAAGAGGAGGAGAGCGAGCCCGAGGAGACCGCUAAGCCAUCUUCCUCCGCCUCCACCUCUGCCUCUGAGAAAUCGUCGCCAUCAAGGGCUGCUGCUACUUCGUCGCCUUCCUCCAUUGCCUCUUCAACGGGACUUGCAGCUGUUGCAAGCUCCACCGCUGGAACCACGGCACGCGCUUCCGUCUCUUCAGCACCGAGCCCUACUACAUCCGCUGCUGCUGCUGAAAGCAGUGACAAUGGCGGCAUGUCUGGCGGUGCUAAAGCUGGUCUCGCUCUCGGUAUCCUUAUCGGUGUUGGUGCUCUCCUAGUCGGUAUCUUGUUCAUGUACCGCAAGAAGAAGAAUGCUCAGGCAGGAAAGAACGACGACGAUGAAAAGUUUGCCAUGCAGAACGCCCCUCAACCGCCCGCGCCUCAGGUCACCACCAUGCCUGCUUUCAACGAACCCAUUCAAUCGACUUCUCCGUCUACCGCACCUCAAUUGAGCCUUCGACCCGUUACCCAAUUCGAUCCGGCCCUUCCAAACGGCGGCCUCGCAGCAACAGCAGCAGUGCCGCUUGCUGGCUCAACUGAUCGCUCUGCGUCCCCUAAUCAAGGUCACAGUGCAUGGGAACGUCCUGGGACUGCCAAUGCUGCCAACGCACCCGCCAAUCCGUUCAACGACCCGCAGCCACCACGAUCCAACAGUCCCGCUCAAAAUCCGUUCGAAAACAGUGCUGCUAUUCCGUUGUCGCCUACCUCGCCCAUGGCUGCUAACAGUGCCACGCAACCCAACGCCAACUUUGCCAAUCCUGCUCCCGCUAUCGCUGCCGCGGCGGCAGUCGCUGCCGCAGCUCCUGCAGCCCGAUCCGCUCAAGCACCCAAGGAGCCUGCCAGCCCCGCCUGGACCGAUGAUAUUCCUGCUUCUCCCGGACCCGCCCCCUCUGGACCUUUGCCCAUUGCAGCCAAUGCUCGUCCCAGAAAUGGUCCAGCUCCUGGACCCAAUAACGUCCACCGUGUACAGCUCGACUUCAAGCCCUCCAUGUCCGACGAACUUGGUCUACGCGCCGGUCAACUUGUUCGCAUGCUUCACGAGUACGAUGAUGGCUGGGCUCUCUGCGUGCGCAUGGACCGCUCCCAACAGGGUGUAGUCCCCCGUACCUGUCUCUCCAAGUUGCCCGUCAAACCUCGCACUGGUCCACCUCGACAACAGACUCCACCGGGCGGGCCGGGAUCCCCUCGUAUGCGUGGCCCACCACCGCCCUUGGGAGCGCAACCUCGACCUCUGUCUCCGGCAAGCGGACGCAAUUCCCCGCACCCGCCCAUGCUUUCAUCAGGUAACGGCCGCAUGUCUCCGGGCCCACGUACUAUGAGUCCGGGACCCAACCGUCAACAGCAACCCCCGCAAGGCCGCAACCGUUCUCACAGCAAUGCGCCUCGCGCUGCUUCUCCCGGCCCUCAUUCCAUGGCCCCACCUCAGAUGGGACGUCCCCGUUCCAAUUCUGCUGGCGGCGCUGCCCGUCGUGAGCCGCAGCAGGGCCAUGGACCUAGUCCCAUGAACCCCAACGCGGCCGCGAACGCCAAUGUGAAUGCUAGCGCACCCAUGCCGACCAGAAAACCACUGCCGGGUCAAGCCAUAUGA
Molecule: messenger RNA, 2566 nt
Organism: Periconia digitata
Lineage: Eukaryota; Fungi; Ascomycota; Dothideomycetes; Pleosporales; Periconiaceae
Source: the annotation of a GenBank genome assembly